GUAAAAGUAUGACGUCAUUGAUGCGCGCCUUGUGUUUACAGACAGCCGUCAAAAUAUUCAAUUUCCACAAAUGUCAGCUGUUUUUAGCCUUAAACAUGGGAGUAAUAUGUUAGAUUAUAACAUGAGUGCAUGUGUGGGGCACGCACAGAGUAAAUGAUACGAAUCUUUUAGUAAAAAUCUGCAUUUUUGGACACAGAUUUAGUGUAUUAGUGUUUGAAUGUAAGCUGUGAACCAAAACAAAAGUUGUCAGAGGUCAAAGUCUUCUGUAAAGACUGCUCGUUACAGUGUGGUGUUAACAUGGCACCUGUAGGAAGUGUCUUAAUGUGAGAAGUCAACCAUGGGUGAAGCAGAAGAUCUGGAGACACUUGGUGAGAAACUGUACUCUCUGAUUUACCCCAAACACAGAGAGCAUGCUGGGAAACUCACAGGUAUGCUGCUGGAGCUGCCAGGUCCUGUCCUGAGUCAGAUGCUGCAGGACAAGGCCACGCUGACUGCAGCCGUGGAGAAAGCCCUGCGAGCCCUGCAGCUGGCACAGGAGCCCAGGUAUCCAGUCCAUCAUCCUGAACAGGCUGGUCUUAGACUCAAGGUAUCAAGUAAGGACGAGGAUGACGUGUCUGUGUCCUCUGACUCUCUGGGGGAGCAGCUGUUUGAACUGGUGGAUGUUUACAACACCGGCCACUCACAGAAAAUCACAGGAAUGCUUCUGGAGCAGCAUAAAAAAGCAGUUUUAAACCUUCUGUCAGAUCCCAAACUGCUGGAAGAGCAGGUGAACUUCGCCCUGAAGACACUUAAGGAGCAGAACAUGGAGGAGACGGACAUUAGUGACACGUCGGACGCUGACGACACAGAGAGGCUGGGAGAGAAGAUCUUCUCACUGGUGGAAGAGCUGGAUCCACUUCAUGCAAACGACAUCACAGGUAUGCUGCUGGAGAUGGAGGCAGCUGCUCUCCAACAGCUGCUCAGUGACCACACCAUGCUGGAGGUCGCUGUUCAGAAAGCACAAGCAGCACUGGACUCUCAGAAUCGAACUCUCUCUACCUAAUCAGAAGAGGACAUUUUUACACACACAGAAUGACAUUAUAAAUGAACUCAGAUAAUAUAAUGCUGGGAAGAGCUGGCACUUCUCUCCAGGAGAUCAUGGUAAAACAGGUUACCAGUAUACGCAGCUAUUUUUGUUUUAUACUGAUUGUCGGGUGGACUGUGGAGAGUCUCUGUUUGACUGGACUUACUGUAAAUAAUUGAAGAGUCUAUUAAGCCCAGACUGAUAUUGCCCCUUUCUACUACGGGUGCUCACUUUGCUAGCACGUGAUUGUCUUUCUCAGAUUUAUGGACAGAGCACAAGUGUCUAAUGAAAAACAUUUAUCCAUCAAUAUUGCUGAACUUCCACAACAAGACAUCCGAAUCAUUGUUGCUUGAUGAAAAUGUUUACAGUUAAGAGAGGAUCUAAGUGUUGCCAACAGUCAUGCUAUGACAAUUUAAUUUUGUUUUUGUACUGUACAUAAUGAUGUAAGUGGAAGUUUGUAAAAAUGUCUUUGCUAACAGAAAAUACAGCAGAUUAUAUAUAAGCAAAAUACUAACUUCAAAAAUCUCAACAGGGUCACAUACAUUUGCAUGCAUAUUAGGUAGAAAUGAAAUGCAAACCUAUAAAUCCCCUCCAUCAGCAUCCUCCAGGUCACAACAUCAUCGAUUACAUGAUAUCUGAAUUUGCAAUACACUGAGGGGAAAAUGUUUGUGCUUGGAUUUCCUCACUGGCACCAUAGAUUUUUCUUGAUUUGGCUCUCCCACACACAACUGUAAUUUAAUAUUUUGUUAUAUAUCUGUCAGCUUUGAUGUUAUUUAUUUAUGAUCAUAUUGGAGCUAUUUCCCAACAUAUCUGUAUUACUAGUUGUGUUCAGCUCCACACAUACGCUGGCAGGUAGAUGUUCCUCCUCAGGUAUACAUGCUUGCCAUUCGAGAUUUAACACAUUUCUAAUAUUUAAUUUAAUGUCACUUUAUUUUAAAACACAAAUAAUAAUGUAAUGAAUAAAACCAAUAGACAUGUCUUUUCAAAGUGCUACAGAGCGCAAAAAAUAACUUUAUUACUUUUUCACCUUUUGUAUUUACGUUUUUUUAUGUAAAGAAUUUUACAUGAAGAAUCCUAAAACAUUGGGGGGGGAAAACAAUUCUUUCACUGAAACAAAAGGGGACCUUUUAAAAUCAUAACCGGAUGUCUAAAAAAAAAAAAAUCAUUGAAACAUUUGGGAUGACAAAAUUCAAAAUCAAAUCAGUAAAUUAAAA
Messenger RNA from Sebastes umbrosus (honeycomb rockfish), 2277 nucleotides. RefSeq lists its product as uncharacterized. Gene Ontology annotation, molecular function: RNA binding. Bases 338 to 1042 code for a protein of 234 amino acids. Gene Ontology annotation, biological process: regulation of double-strand break repair; protein polyubiquitination. The record is from RefSeq and is a predicted model, not a curated record. The transcript is spliced from 6 exons. Gene Ontology annotation, cellular component: nucleus. Lineage: Eukaryota; Metazoa; Chordata; Actinopteri; Perciformes; Sebastidae.